Messenger RNA from Pocillopora verrucosa, 998 nucleotides. The record is from RefSeq and is a predicted model, not a curated record. NCBI's taxonomy places the organism in Eukaryota, Metazoa, Cnidaria, Anthozoa, Scleractinia, Pocilloporidae.
GCUCGAUGAUAGGAAUAUUUCACCACCUGAAGGAUUUCUUUUGAGAAAAGGGCCGGAUAAUAUGCAUUUAAUUUUUCGAUAAUGGGUACGAUGUUUUCUUUAUUAAAACGACAAGAGGAUAUGCAGUGCAUGGUACUUCGACCAAGGACGUGAACGCAGCUUCAAGACAGGAGACUUUUUGUCAGUAACAUUACGAUUUCCAAUAGUGUCUUGCUUUGCGCGGUUUUGUUUCAACCAGUUCGUUCAGUCGUAUUUCAGUUUCAACUGUUUUCCACUUGGGGUGAUCCUUACUACGUCGGUCUUAACGGCCUUGAGUUUUACGAUGAAAAUGGCUACAGACUACGCCUUACGGAAAACAACAUAACCGCACAUCCUCACAGUGUGAACGUUUUACCAGGAGUAGUAGAUGAUAUAAGAACUCCUGACAAGUUGAUAGACGGUGUGAAUGACACUUACGAUGGACGACACAUGUGGUUAGCUCCUAUCUUACCGGGAUUGAUCAAUUUGAUUUAUGUGGUGUUUGAUGUUUUGAGCCCGUGACAGUUUCCAUGGUAAAAGUUUGGAAUUACAGCAAAACGCCGAUCCGGGGAGUUCAGCAGUUUGGGCUGCUAGUGGAUGACCUGUUAGUGUAUCAUGGUAUCCUACCACAAGUCCCGGCUGUAACCAAAGGAAUUCUCCCCAACAUAGACAUGCCUACUCCACACCACACGAUAUUGUUCACUGAUCACGAACAGAUCGCUCUUGUGGAGCGCAAAAAUGUUCUCAGCAACAAAGGAGGUGAACAAGAUGUCCAGCUGACAAAUGAUAAAAGAAUUGUGUCUCACUAUAGUGAUCCAAAGUCAGCCGGCAAAGUCGCCGAUCCUGCUCUGCGACCUAUGACAAGUGUUCCAGCUCUAGAAAAGAAAAGAUAGACACAGCUACGUGUUUCCACUCAUAACAACAGUAGCUUGAAUUCGUGACAAAACUCCUGUUACACUUCCACCAGGCCAGAAAUACAC